Molecule: messenger RNA, 1270 nt
Organism: Jatropha curcas
Lineage: Eukaryota; Viridiplantae; Streptophyta; Magnoliopsida; Malpighiales; Euphorbiaceae
Gene: MKK9
Product: MAP kinase kinase 9
Biological process (GO): protein phosphorylation; MAPK cascade
Molecular function (GO): ATP binding; MAP kinase kinase activity
Source: RefSeq, a predicted model, not a curated record
UAUAAUCAAUUUCUCAAUACUUCAUUUUAGUACCUCAUCUUUCCACUCACUCACGCUUCCUUCCUCCCUUCUAUGGCUGUAGUUCGUGAACGCCGCCAGCUCAACCUCCGCCUCCCUCUUCCCGAACCCUCCGAGCGCCGCCCUCGCUUCCCCUUACCACUCCCUCCCAACGCAACCACCGUCGCUACCAACAACACCGGUGCAAUUAAUAUCUCUUGCAACGAUCUUGAAAAGCUUCAAGUUCUUGGCCAUGGAAACGGCGGUACAGUCUAUAAAGUGCGUCAUAAACGCACUUCCGAAAUUUAUGCCUUAAAAGUGGUCCACGCUGACACCGAUGACGCCAUCGUACGCCGCCAAGUCUUCCGAGAAAUGGAAAUCCUUCGGCAUACAGAUUCUCCUUAUAUAGUUCACUGCCAUGGGAUUUACGAAAAGCCGUCUGGUGAUAUAGGGAUUUUAAUGGAGUAUAUGGAUUUAGGUACUUUAGAUACCCUUGUACAGAAAGAAGGUACUUUUUCAGAAGCUAAACUUGCCCAUGUAGCUCACCAAGUUCUUAAUGGUCUAAAUUACUUGCACAACCACAAAAUCAUCCACAGAGACAUUAAACCUUCAAAUUUAUUAGCCAAAAAUGGUAACGAAAUGGAAGUGAAGAUUGCUGAUUUUGGCGUUAGCAUAAUCAUGCGCCGUACUUUAGAUCCUUGCAAGUCUUAUGUGGGUACUUGUGCUUAUAUGAGCCCGGAACGUUUCGACCCAGACGCAUAUGGAGGAAAUUAUAAUGGUUACGCUGCUGAUAUUUGGAGCUUAGGCCUUACUUUAUUGGAGCUUUAUUUGGGUUACUUCCCAUUUCUUACUCCGGGUCAAAGACCCGAUUGGGCUACCUUGAUGUGUGCUAUAUGCUUCGGUGAUCCGCCUAGCCUGCCGGAAAAUGCCUCCGACGAGUUCCGGAACUUUCUGGAGUGUUGCUUGCAGAAGGAAUCUACUAAAAGGUGGACGGCGGCGCAGCUAUUGUCACAUCCUUUUGUUUCUAAAGAUCCGAGAUCCGAUCGAUGAAACCGUUUUAUUACCGAAUAGACACUUGGAUCUGAAAUCUAAACCAUGAGCUUGGUUUUUGUACAUGUUAGUGGCCGGAUUCAGAUUUUUCAUUUUUUAAUUUUUUCUUUUCCUUUUGUAUAUUCUGAGGAUCUUCUGUAAUGAUGAAUCUGAUAAUCAACAAGAGACUAUCGGAUUUACCUUUUCUACAAUUCUUAUUGAAUUUUAUUUUUCUAAAAUUUCA